This is a messenger RNA of Acromyrmex echinatior (Panamanian leafcutter ant), 1270 nucleotides long. Its product is annotated as ribosomal L1 domain-containing protein CG13096. The record is from RefSeq and is a predicted model, not a curated record. NCBI's taxonomy places the organism in Eukaryota, Metazoa, Arthropoda, Insecta, Hymenoptera, Formicidae.
AUUGAAUAAAUUAAUUCUUGUCUAAUUAUCAUAAUAAUUAAAUAAUGUAAUAAUGUUGAGCAUGUCGGUAUUGAUACGCUAACGAUUGCGUUUGUAAUUACCGCAUGGUCGCGAUCAAACAGAAGAAGGAUAAAAAAGAAAACAGAAAUAUUGCGACAAGUGCACAGAGCAGAUAGUCAUUUAAGUAUAGACAAUACACACGGAAAAUGAAACGAGAGAAUUCAAAUUCGCAAGUGAAAACGCGAAAGCGGAAACGAACGAGUUCUGAAACAGAGACUAUAGAGUCGUCAAAGGAAUUUAAUUUGAAGGAUCUAUCGAAAAAACAAAUUCUAGAAUGUAUUUCUGCGAUUUUUCAUAUGACUCAAGAACAGUUAAAAGAGAGGAACAAUCUUCUCGCUGAGGAGGCUCAGCCAAUAUUUAUACAAGUGACUAGCGUCAGAGUACCAGAGAUGCCUCGUAGACAAAUGAGAAUAUUGUUGCCAUAUUCAAUAGUGGCUCCGAAUGAUGAAGUAGCUUUAUUCGUUUGCGAUUUAGAGAAAGGAAGAAGAAAGGAUUAUGAACCAACGGUGGAACAUUAUAAAAAUUUAUUAGACAAGCAUGGAUGCACUCGUGUGAAUGAGAUAAUACCUAUAAAUCGUGUGAAAACCGAAUUCGAUCAAUUUGAAUUAAAGAAAAAGCUUUUAUUCAGUUAUGAUCACUUUCUUGUUGAUGGUCGUAUUGCUGGCCAUAUGUCUCAUUUAUUAGGAAAAAUCUUUUCCAAAAGACGAAAGCUACCAAUUUCAGUCAGAAUGGAAAGCAAGGACUUGAAGCACGAGAUUGAUUAUGCAUUGAGAAAAACCAGCAUGCAGCUUCAUUCCCAUGGCGAUACUCAUUUGAUGCAAGUAGGGAAUACAUGUAUGAAAAAGAAAAGAGUUUUGAAAAAUAUAUUGGCCGUUUGUGAAGAAUUGUCUAAAAACUAUCCUGGUGGUUGGACAAACAUACGAGCGCUCCGAUUGAAAGGCACAAACAGUCUAGCAUUGCCUUUUUAUAUGACGUUAAAGAAUAAAAACACUGUUGAUCCAAGUACAAUUGCGGUACAGCCAAAGAGACCUAAAGCUUACUGUGAUGUAGAAGGAGAGCUUUCAACAUUUAUAAGUAAUACUACAGUCACGGUUAAACCUGAAGGCACAGUCAUCGUCAAAAAGGAACAGACCAAGAACAAAUCAAGUAAAAAAAUUACAAAGAAAAAAGCUGAAAAUUGAACGGAAAAUUUCCAAUAAAAUGGAAAUUU